This is a messenger RNA of Durusdinium trenchii, 858 nucleotides long. NCBI's taxonomy places the organism in Eukaryota, Dinophyceae, Suessiales, Symbiodiniaceae. The record is from the annotation of a GenBank genome assembly.
AUGGCACCCCUCGCCUCCGUGCAGGGGCAGGUGAAGGCGUUGUUCUCCCGAGCGUUGAAGGAUGCCUUUCCCUCGGUGGAGCAAGAGGUCUUGGUGACCAAAGGAAACCCCAAGUUUGGUGACUACCAAUGCAACAAUGCGAUGGUGAUCUUCAGGGAGCAUGGAUCCGUCUUGGGCUUUGAGAGCCCCUUGAGUGUGGCCGAAGCUAUAAGGAGCUCGCUGCCAUCCAACGACCUUCUUGGCGAUAUCUCUGUGGCGCCCCAAGGAUUCGUCACUGUCAGGCUCAGUUCCCAAUGGCUUAGCCGCCAGGUGAGUGAGUGCUUCUUGAGUGGUGAGCUGUCAUACUCAAAGGUCCCGCGAAAGAGGGUGGUGGUGGACUACUCCUCCCCAAACAUUGCCAAGGAAAUGCACGUCGGUCAUCUCAGGCCAACCAUCUUGGGUGAAUCCAUCCGGCGAGUGCUUGAAUUCAGCGGGCAUGAGGUCCACGGCCUGAAUCAUGUGGGUGAUUGGGGGACGCAGUUUGGGAUGCUCAUUGAGUACAUGAAGGAGGCCUACCCGAACUUUCAGAAAGAACUUCCCGAUGUGCACGAUCUACAAGAGUUCUACAAGCCCAGGACUCACGACCUACGCGACAUGAGUCUCGGUCAAGGACAUCGAGGUUGUGGCCGCAAUGGUUCGCUGGUUGUCACAGUUGUCUCGCUCAAGGCGUCCAAGAAACGAUUUGACGAAGAUCCUGACUUCAAGAGCCGAGCGCAACGGGCGGUGGUGGACCUGCAAGCAGGCGAUGACUUUGCACACUCCGCCUGGCAGAAGAUCUGUGACGUGAGCAGGCGAUCCUUCGAGAAGAUCUACCAGUGA